AAACCAGCAAUUUACCAUAAGUUAUAGUAAACGUUAAUCAGUAAUAGCUCGGCCAUUGCAAGUGAAAGGCACAAAGCCAUUUUAAUUAGUUUCUGUUAAACGGUAAGUGAUUUUCUACACAGACUAUUUUUGUUGUUAAUUGGCACGCCAUCCACGACAUGCGUUUUUGUGUUCGCUAUACACGGAGCAACAUAAGCUCUUGUUUUACAAUUUUCAACUACUGCGCACAUAAUAAUCGUUUACACUUGCCAUUAACUCGAUCAGUGUCGCAAUUUUGUCAGCAGAUAUUCUUUAGGCCUGCUUUAUCGCAACCAGCCUAUCUCGAUUCAAGCCAUUAUUAUAGUGUUUUCAAUGCAUUACCAUCCCACUACGUCAUCGAUGUACGCUCUGAUACUUUGAGUUUACCUACUAGCGAGAUGCGUCAGGCCAUGUUCGCGGCCACUUUAGGUGAUGAUAUUUAUCGUGAGGACCCUAACGUUUUAAAACUUGAGCAAAAAGCAGCGGAACUAUUUGAAAAGGAUGCAGGUCUGUUCGUACCCAGUGGAACUAUGUCUAAUUUGUUGGCCAUAAUGGCGCAUUGUCCUCAACGGGGCGCAGAAGCGAUAGUCGGCGAUCUAUCGCACACGUUUCUCUACGAACAAGGUAGCGCAGCCCAAAUUGCCGGAGUUCAAUUAGCGACAAUACAAAAUAAAACAGAUGGCACAUUUUGUCUCGAGGAGAUGCAGCGUAAGAUUCGUCCCUACGAUGAUUCCCUUCAGCCCGUUACGUCGUUAGUGGUGGUGGAGAAUACACACAAUAUGUGCGGCGGCAAAGCUUUGCCGUUGCAAUGGCUAGAUGAAUUGGCUGCCAUUUGCAAAACUAAAGAAAAUACAAAUGGCAAAAAUAUUGCUCUGCACAUGGACGGCGCACGUGUCUUUAAUGCGGCCGAGCAUUUAAAUGAGUCGGUAGCACGUAUAACAAGAGAGUUUGAUUCGGUUAGCUAUUCCGUGUCAAAGGCCUUAUUAGCGCCGGUGGGGUCAAUGCUGGUGGGUUCAGAGACAUUCAUUGCCGAGGCUCGCCGCCUUCGCCUGGCAUUGGGCGGCAGUAUGCAUCAGUGCGGUAUCUUGGCGGCUGCUGGUUUAUUGGCUCUUGAGAAAUUUGAGCCGCUCUUAAAAGAGGACCACCGCAGGACGAAGCGCAUUGCAGAAGCAUUUGCUUCUGUGCAAGCCCUUGCACGAUUUUCCAAUUGCCUGGAUUUUGUGGGAAUGGAAUUCAAAAAAAAAGGAAAACAAACAAGAGGCUAUGUUUAGACGACCCUACGAUGUACAAACGCGUUAGCCUUGCUUACUUGUUUUAAAUUGUGUUCGGCAUAUUUUGAAGUUCUCCCAGUCUUUGAGUGAAAGUAAUAAAUGAACACGAGUUGCAAAUACUUCAUCCGUUGCAAUGGACAGACGAAGCAAACACAUGCUUCGUGUUUCUAACAAAACCAACAACAAAACUAUUAUACUUGCUUUCUCUCCACUGUGCGGUGAUUGCAAGUAUUGAGUUAACAUUAUUAUGCCUGCGGUGUAUACCCAUAAAGAGGAAACAAUGAUAAACUUGCAUAAAAUUUAAAAUUAGGCGGUACACAUUUACAACCUUGUUAGAAAAGUAUCGCCGUGAGUAAAUGCGUAGCUUCAUGCCUUCUUGUUGAUAAUUGUUUUGAGUAAAUUAUGUACUCGAGAGUACAGUUAGGCGUUCUUUGUCGGCUAAGCUUGAAGAAAUUGACAUCACUGGCAACAUUGCGUUAUUGAAGCCGAAGUUUUCAGGUUAAUCAAUUUCCGGGAAAAGCAGAGCUUAUCAGAAUCAUCGAACAAAACAUGGGGAUUGCAAUUAAUGGCUGAAAUCAGAAAAUGCGCAAAAAAGCUCGCGACAAUUUCACAACAAAAAGUUGCUGAUGAUUGUAAAGAUCGCCGGAGAAAGCGCGGCUAAGUAGCCCCUGUUGCUGGAUAGACGACUAAAAGGUGGAGAUCAAGAAAGGUUCAUCACUAUUCGUUUUUUGCCUUCUAUUUCAUUAGACCUACUACGUCAUUUGAGAUGCGGUUCAUUUGCCUUUUAUAAAACAUAGGUACACGGAUGCAGUUCACGUAAAUUUUGCCUGUGAUUUUACGCUAAUGUACGUUUAUUUAAUUAUUUAAAUUUAACACUACAUCGAGGCUUUCCGCACAACAAUGUAAUGCAGUGGCAAAGAACUUUGCUUUUGUAGAAACAUGCACACACGAUAUCUCUCUUAAAUAUAAAUAUGUAUUAAAUAUGUAAUUAAAUGUCAUAAGUAUGCCGAAAAUGUAUUUGAUAAUGCAAGCGUACUAAAGUAUAAAAAGAGCGGCAAAAUAGUAAAACAAACAAUAAAUUACUAUAAUGACAUAAGAGCAGGCAUACGGGCAUAUAAUAAUUGAUAUAAUUCGAUGGAUUUUCAUUUUAUUUCGUUUUGCCCGAAAGUCGUCGAAAACAUUGAGAACACAUUCGGUUUCAAUAUCAUAUGCGCGCGGAUUAGAUAAUCUAGCUCGGAUUGUUGCUUCCCUAUCAAAAUUGAAACCUGACAAGAGAACAAUGAUUCAGAUCUUCGCUACUGCAACAAUGACUUAUAGCAAUGCGCCCAACAACACACAUUUUUCGAUUAGCUAAACAAUUUCCGUGAGUUUCAAAACUUAUUUCUCAUGUGGUUCUAAUUAAAAUAAAUGUGUCAAGUAUAUCAUCUUGCAGCGGGAAUUCAUUUUCAAUUUCGCUUCGUUCAAUCAGCCA
Messenger RNA from Glossina fuscipes, 2760 nucleotides. Its product is annotated as L-allo-threonine aldolase. The record is from RefSeq and is a predicted model, not a curated record. Lineage: Eukaryota; Metazoa; Arthropoda; Insecta; Diptera; Glossinidae. The coding region runs from base 159 to 1289 and encodes 376 amino acids. Gene Ontology annotation, cellular component: cytosol. Gene Ontology annotation, molecular function: L-allo-threonine aldolase activity. Gene Ontology annotation, biological process: glycine biosynthetic process; L-threonine catabolic process. The transcript is spliced from 7 exons.